GGACGUUUUGUAAAUGGCCAACCAAAACAUUUUACAGAAUAUUUGUAUUAUAUAUCCCUCCGUAAAUAUGUUGAAUUAGAAUUACAAAAGCACGAAGAUGGUUGACAUAUUUUAUUUUAAAACAAAGCGCGUUAUUGGUUCUAAGUUUAUCUUUUUGUCCUGCGGGAGUUUCAUUCCCAUGGUUUGCUUUUGAAGGAGCAGCACCGGAACUAGCCUGUCUACGGAUUGAUUUUGUUGUUUACUGUAUCAGGAAUGCUAGCUACCUAGAUAAACUAUGCCGAGUUGAGCUGAAAAGAAAGUUAAAUCUCACAUUAUUCUAUUAGAUGAUUAAACUAAGCGGUGUUUGGGUUUGAGGCAACGUAUUUGGACUGCUGCAGUAUCGUUUGGGGCCAAGAUGAUCGAGGUGGUGGCCUCCAUGGCCCGAGGCCCUGUGUUCCUCGCCGGGGAGCUCAUGGAGUGUCUCAUAACAUUCACCAACCCGAUGUCCCAUCUUUCCACGUCUGCCAGCAGUGAAAUGCUAGCAUGGGCCAGCGCCCAAAUCCACUGCCAGUUUCAUGCCAGUGAGAGCAGAGUGGCCCUGCCGGCUCAGGGAAACAAACAGGACGUCCAGGCCGAGAGUGAUACCGUGCUUAUUCCAAGCAGAGGAGAGCGAGGACAGUGUGUGCUGGAUACACCACCCAAGAUUCUUUUCUGUGACCUGCGGCUGGACCCCGGGGAGAGCAAAACAUAUUCAUACAGUGAGAUGGUUCCAAUAGAUGGUCCUCCCAGUUUCCGUGGUCAGGCGGUGAAGUAUGUCUACAAAUUGACAAUUGGCUGCCAGCGAGUCAACUCUCCUAUCAAACUGCUGAGAGUUCCCUUCAGAGUGCUGGUUCUGCAGGGUAUGCCAGAGCCUUCCUUCCCCCAGGAUGAGGAAGUUUCCCCCUCUAACCCAUUCCUGGAGGAAGAGGAAGCAAGCCACAGGGACGCUCGUCCUUUAGAGAGAGCUCUGGACAUGCUGAUGGUCAGCACCUCCAGGCGCUGCCCCCACAUGUUCAAUAUCACCAACAUGCGAGGGAAAGUGGCAAAGUUCUGCAUCUUUAAGACGGUUUAUAGACUCGGGGAGGACAUUAUCGGCACCUUCAACUUCUCUGAAGGAGACAUUCCCUGCUUGCAGUAUUCAGUAAGCCUUCAGAGUGAGGAGGAGAUCCAGCAGCCUUAUCAACGGCGUCCUGGACAGGCCGUCAGUGUGACCGGACAUGGGCGACACAUGGAGUCCUGCCUUCACACGGCCUCCAGCCAUUUUUCCCUCCCUGUCCCUUUAAACGUCACCCCGGGGUUCAGCACAGACACAGUGAUUUUAAGGUGGCGUCUUCACUUUGAAUUCGUCACGGCUCGGGAGCCAAUGGAACCACCCACUGUGCUGCAGAACCAAUCAGAGGUCACUGUUUGGACCGGGGCAGAGAACGUCGACGUGGAUACCUUCAGCUGGGACCUGCCAAUCAAAGUCCUACCCACUAACCCAGCCCUGGCGUCCUACAUGUCCCACUUCACAGGAACCAACAGCAUUAAUAUCUGACCUCUGCGUGUGAUAUGAACUCUAAAUGUGUUUCUAAAGGAUGGCUGCCUUGUUCUGUGUGAGUGUGUGUCUGUUAACGACAGAGAGAGACGUUUGUUCUUCCAGAGGAGGAAUUCAAGUAAAGAAAUGGCUGUUCAGGUGCAAAGGAGUGUUCUUGUUGUUCUCCACUUGAUUUCAAAGCCAGUGAUGUAUUCUUUAUUAGGUUUUCUGCUGCGUACAGCAGCUUUGUUUGCCUUUUUAUUUAGGAUUUUGCAUUGCGCCUAUUACACCUGCAAUCAUAAUAACUGCCCACAAACACAAUAAACCACAAACGUAAUACAAAUCUGCAUUUUUUUUAUGGAAUAAUCCCACAAAUGCAACAGCAGUUACCUACUAUAGAAUUCCCACUAAUGUAAUAAUUAUUAUAUUUGCAGGGAUUUAUUACAUUUGUUGGAGGGUAAAAAUCUCCAGCCUUUAAAAAUUGUGAUAACUUCCCACAAAUGUAAUGUGAACAUGAAAUUAAGUGUUUGUGCUCAUUGUUUGUUUGUCGUACCCUUUUUACAUCUGCCAGUGGGUUCAAGUCAGCUAAAGCUCAAGUCACAUUAGAAAACAUAGUCAUGGUGAUUUUUUGUUCACCAUGAAACAGGAAGUUUGUUUUUUUUUCCAGAGUAUUAAAACACUGGUAGAGCCAUGAAUCUUAGCACAGUGGAUUUGAAAUCUGAACAGACACACUGUUCACCCAGCCAGUUCUAAUGUUUUACGACAACUUAUAACCCCUGUUCACUAAAGAUUUGUUUUUUUAUUUUAAAUGAAGUUUUUGCACUUUCUAUUACUGUAACUUGCCAGCACAGCCUCAGCCUAUGAGUUUUGUUCACAUACAGAUUUUUACCAUUUUUUCAGCUCUCUGAGAACUGUAAAAUUACUUAAAUUUGGAUCAGAGUAACCCCCUCUGAUGCCUUGAUUUAAGAAGAACAAGCAACAAAACUUUCCCAAAUUGAUAUCAUUCCUCUCCGUUUCUCAUUGAAAACUUGUGCAAAGAUUCAGGGCUCUCCAAGGGUUUUAAGAAUCUGGAAAAAACAACUUCCUGUUUCAUGGUGAACAAAAAAUUGAGAUUAAGCUGACUUAAACCCACUGGCAGUUGUAAAAAGGCUACAAACAAUAAACAAUGACCACAACUUACAUUUUUAAUGUUCAGAUUACAUUUGUGGGAAGUUAAUAAUUAUGUUUGCAGCUGGCAACUGCUGUUACGUUUGUGGGAAAGUUAUUAUGUUUGCAGGUGUUACAGUGUCUAAGCCCAACAAACGUCUUCUUUUUGGAAGAUUUUCUAUCACUGACGUUUUAGAGUUCAACUAUUUCUGGGGUUGUUGAACAUCCCCAUAGUUAUUUCAUUUUGACUCAUCUCUGAAAGUUUUUUAAAUUUUACCAUCUUUCUUUCAGCUUGAGCAAAAACUGAUGUAAAUACUACAUAAGAAAACC
Molecule: messenger RNA, 3010 nt
Organism: Cheilinus undulatus (humphead wrasse)
Lineage: Eukaryota; Metazoa; Chordata; Actinopteri; Labriformes; Labridae
Gene: rgp1
Product: GP1 homolog, RAB6A GEF complex partner 1
Exons: 9
Coding region: 395-1555 (386 amino acids)
Biological process (GO): retrograde transport, endosome to Golgi
Cellular component (GO): Ric1-Rgp1 guanyl-nucleotide exchange factor complex; Golgi membrane
Source: RefSeq, a predicted model, not a curated record